AUAUAUCAAAGAUCGACUUCUUUUCUUUUCACAUGAAGAGUUCCUUUUUUGAAAAAGAAAAACACUCGGAAAUACCCAGUGGCGCUGUGACAGUGUGUUCGUAAUUUCAGAAAACUCCUCAAAGAAGAAAGCAGAACGGAGAGCAGAAUUUCCGAUUCACAUUUCGCCGGGAAAAGGCAGGUAGCGAAUCUCCGGCGAUAUGCGGUGGUACGUCGUCGCUUCGCUUCUCACCGUUCUCACCAGCUCUCAGGGAAUUUUGACGACGUUAUCUCAAAGUAAUGGAGGAUACAAAUAUGAUUAUGCUACUGUUCCUUUUCUAGCUGAAGUUUUCAAGCUUUUAGUAUCUAGUAUCUUUCUUUGGAGAGAGAUGCAAAACUCACCGCCUCCCAAGAUGACAAUGGAUUGGAAGAGUGUUCGUUUAUACCCGAUUCCAUCUAUCAUUUAUCUCAUCCACAACAAUGUGCAGUUUGCUACAUUGACAUAUGUAGAUACAUCGACUUAUCAGAUAAUGGGCAAUUUAAAGAUUGUUACUACGGGAAUAUUGUUCAGGCUGUUUCUGAAGAGGAAACUUACAAACUUGCAGUGGAUGGCAAUUGUACUUUUGGCUGUUGGAACAACCACAAGCCAGGUGAAAGGCUGUGGAGAGGCUUCUUGUGACUCACUCUUUUCAUCACCCAUUCAAGGAUAUUUGUUUGGUGUACUCUCUGCUUGUCUUUCAGCACUGGCUGGUGUUUAUACUGAAUUCUUGAUGAAGAAGAAUAAUGACAGCUUGUAUUGGCAGAAUGUCCAAUUAUACACAUUUGGUUCAAUAUUCAACAUGGGUCGACUUCUUAUGGAUGAUUUUAGAAGUGGGUUUGAGGAAGGACCUUGGUGGCAGCGCCUUUUCAAUGGAUACAACAUGACCACAUGGUUGGUAGUGUUGAAUCUUGGAACCACUGGCCUUUUGGUUUCAUGGUUGAUGAAGUAUGCUGACAAUAUUGUAAAGGUGUAUGCCACUUCUAUGGCGAUGCUCCUGACAAUGGUGUUAUCAGUGCUCCUCUUCGACUUCAAGCCAACUGUACAACUCUUUUUGGGUAUAAUUAUCUGCAUGAUGUCCCUACAUAUGUAUUUUGCUCCUCCAAGCACGAUAGUGGAUUUGCCUUUGACAGUAAAACCGGCCUCUGAGAGUGUAUCUGAAGUUUCUGUUGAACGAAGAACAGAUUCCUGAUGUACAAAAUACUGCCACCAAUUUUUUUCUUUGAUUUGUGCAAAGCGCUUUACAAAUUUGAGCCUCAGCUAAGGUCUGCAUGACCAUCACUUGGAUUCCAGGAAAUCAAGAUGACGUGAUUCAAGAGUUGAGAUUAGAAGCUUUCUGAUGACGGGAGUUUAUCACUGGCCUGGUAAUGUGCAUCAAAGUUAGACGAGCACUGUCAAUCUUUUGUCUCUCCUUUUGUACCCAAACCAAGUACAAACUUUAUGCCACAGUAACAGUUCCUUUUUAUGCUCUGUGCUUUUCUGGUGUCACUAGCAAACGCGCACGAAAUCAAGAAAAUGCAGGCAAAGACUAGGAUGUGGAUUACAUAAACUUCUCAUGUGUUCUGUUAUGAUUCAUAUCCAAAGUUAGCUAGUAUGGGUGCAUGAAACUUUGAGUGGAACAAGUUGCAUUAGAGACAGAUCUUUCUUGUGCCAGAGUAUCUUGUGCUUUAACUAUAAAAAUCAUGUAAUUGCAUGAAAGAAUAGCUUAGUAAUUUACCUUUUUCAUGGAUG
Molecule: messenger RNA, 1746 nt
Organism: Nicotiana attenuata
Lineage: Eukaryota; Viridiplantae; Streptophyta; Magnoliopsida; Solanales; Solanaceae
Product: CMP-sialic acid transporter 1
Exons: 8
Coding region: 200-1207 (335 amino acids)
Biological process (GO): pyrimidine nucleotide-sugar transmembrane transport
Cellular component (GO): Golgi membrane
Molecular function (GO): pyrimidine nucleotide-sugar transmembrane transporter activity
Source: RefSeq, a predicted model, not a curated record